Molecule: messenger RNA, 3754 nt
Organism: Adineta ricciae
Lineage: Eukaryota; Metazoa; Rotifera; Eurotatoria; Adinetida; Adinetidae
Source: the annotation of a GenBank genome assembly
AUGUUUCAAUAUCCAUAUUCAUUUUUAGUGCAUAAAAUAUUAUUCGAGUAUGCCAAAAAUUUCAAUUUCUUUCCAUCAAUUCCACCAUCAACAGAUGAACAUGAACUUCGAAAUCAACGGAUUUCAACACGACUAUUUCUUGUUUUAUUAUCCACAUCAUUAAUUAUUCUUCUCAUAUAUAAUUCAUUAAUUACAGUGACCAUCACGAAAACAAUUCAAACACCUUCAUUAAAACAAUAUGAAGAAUUGUACGAAACAUAUUCGAAAACAUUGACAUGUCCAUGUCAAAAAAUGUCAAUUGACUAUAAGAAUAUUGUUCAGAUUAAUUUCACAUUGCAUCAAGUUUGUGACAGUGACUUUAUUAGUGAAAAAUGGAUUAAAUAUCUUGCUCAUUCAUUUGAUCAAAACAGUAUAAUUUUUAAUGAUUUCCGAUCGUUCAGUCUCUCUUUAUUUCAAACUUUAAACUUACUAUGCGAACAAACGAAUAAAAUAAUCGUAGAUAAUCUAAAACAAUCUGAUUUAAGUCAAUAUAUUAGUACAAUAGUUACAUCAUUAGAUCUAUUUCAAUCACAAAUUGAAACAUUUGCCAAACAAUUGAAAUCAACGAUAACAUAUAAUUUUCUUUUUAUGCUUGAUCUUAUACGAACUACGACAACUGCUGAUGGUUUACAUUCUGCAUUAAACACAAAUUAUCGUCUUUACAAGGUUUCUACUGACUUAGCUGUUCGGAGUCAAGCAUAUAAUUAUUCGAAUUGUUUAUGCAGCCUUUCGUCAACAUGUUUCAUUCAAUCAAGUAUUCCAUAUUCUCAUAAGGCACCCCCUGUUAUUGUUCCCGGUAUUUAUCAAGGAUGUUAUGUAAUUGAUGGACUGUUUCGAUCUACUCUCGAAUGUUUUUAUGAUCAAUCAUGUAUUGAUAAAGUUCAAUUUUAUGCGGUAUCAAUAAUAACAUUCCGUGCACAAGCAAUGUAUCCCAAAAGUAGAUUUUUAAUUAAUUCAACAAUGGGAGAAAUUAUUCAAGAAUUAAUGAUUGAAGAGUGGAAUUGGACACCUAAAUAUGAAAAUUAUUAUAAUGAAUGUCGACCAAUUGAAUGCAAAUAUAGUUAUGAAACAAAAAGUGGUCUUGUUUAUAUCGUAACAGCAACAAUUGGUUUAAUCGGUGGUUUAUUUACUGCUUUGAAAAUUGCUGUGCCAUUCUGUGUGAACGUUAUCAUACGAAAACGUCGAUCAGAAACAGAAAGAACAGGGUUUAGAAUAUGUGAACAAGUUUCCAUUCUAUUUCGAAAAAUCAAGAUUUUUCUUACAACAUUCAAUUUCUUUCCAUCAAUUCCACCAUCAACAGAUGAACAUGAACUUCGAAAUCAACGGAUUUCAACACGACUAUUUCUUGUUUUAUUAUCCACAUCAUUAAUUAUUCUUCUCAUAUAUAAUUCAUUAAUUACAGUGACCAUCACGAAAACAAUUCAAACACCUUCAUUAAAACAAUAUGAAGAAUUGUACGAAACAUAUUCGAAAACAUUGACAUGUCCAUGUCAAAAAAUGUCAAUUGACUAUAAGAAUAUUGUUCAGAUUAAUUUCACAUUGCAUCAAGUUUGUGACAGUGACUUUAUUAGUGAAAAAUGGAUUAAAUAUCUUGCUCAUUCAUUUGAUCAAAACAGUAUAAUUUUUAAUGAUUUCCGAUCGUUCAGUCUCUCUUUAUUUCAAACUUUAAACUUACUAUGCGAACAAACGAAUAAAAUAAUCGUAGAUAAUCUAAAACAAUCUGAUUUAAGUCAAUAUAUUAGUACAAUAGUUACAUCAUUAGAUCUAUUUCAAUCACAAAUUGAAACAUUUGCCAAACAAUUGAAAUCAACGAUAACAUAUAAUUUUCUUUUUAUGCUUGAUCUUAUACGAACUACGACAACUGCUGAUGGUUUACAUUCUGCAUUAAACACAAAUUAUCGUCUUUACAAGGUUUCUACUGACUUAGCUGUUCGGAGUCAAGCAUAUAAUUAUUCGAAUUGUUUAUGCAGCCUUUCGUCAACAUGUUUCAUUCAAUCAAGUAUUCCAUAUUCUCAUAAGGCACCCCCUGUUAUUGUUCCCGGUAUUUAUCAAGGAUGUUAUGUAAUUGAUGGACUGUUUCGAUCUACUCUCGAAUGUUUUUAUGAUCAAUCAUGUAUUGAUAAAGUUCAAUUUUAUGCGGUAUCAAUAAUAACAUUCCGUGCACAAGCAAUGUAUCCCAAAAGUAGAUUUUUAAUUAAUUCAACAAUGGGAGAAAUUAUUCAAGAAUUAAUGAUUGAAGAGUGGAAUUGGACACCUAAAUAUGAAAAUUAUUAUAAUGAAUGUCGACCAAUUGAAUGCAAAUAUAGUUAUGAAACAAAAAGUGGUCUUGUUUAUAUCGUAACAGCAACAAUUGGUUUAAUCGGUGGUUUAUUUACUGCUUUGAAAAUUGCUGUGCCAUUCUGUGUGAACGUUAUCAUACGAAAACGUCGAUCAGAAACAGAAAGAACAGGGUUUAGAAUAUGUGAACAAGUUUCCAUUCUAUUUCGAAAAGUCAAGAUUUUUCUUACAACAUUUAAUUUCUUUCCAUCAAUUCCACCAUCAACAGACGAACAUGAACUUCGAAAUCAACGGAUUUCAACUCGACUAUUUCUUGUUUUAUUAUCCACAUCGUUAAUUAUUCUUCUCAUAUAUAAUUCAUUAAUUACAGUGACCAUCACGAAAACAAUUCAAACACCUUCAUUGAAAAAAUAUGAAGAAUUGUAUGAAACAUAUUCGAAAACAUUGACAUGUCCAUGUCAAAAAAUGUCAAUUGACUAUAAGGAUAUUGUUCAGAUUAAUUUCACAUUGCAUCAAAUGUGUAAGAAUGAUACGAUUGCUGAGGCGUGGUAUCUUUAUCUGUCUUAUGGUCAUUAUGCAGGAGGCAUAAGCAGUAUUGAUUUCCGAGAGGUAGGUAAGCAUAUAUUUCAUGCAUUGCGAUUUUGUUGCGAAUUGGCAAAUAAUAUGAUUGAAACUAGUUUAAGUGAUUUCGAGUUUAAUCAAUAUAUUAGUCCAGUAGUUACAUCCUCAGAUUUAUUUAAAUCACAAAUUGAAACAUCUGGUAAACAAUUUAAAUCAACGACCACGUAUAAUUUUCUUGUGUUAUUGAGUCUUAUACGAAUAACAAAUACGGCUAACGGCUUAUACUCUGUAACAACCCAGAACUAUCAGAUUUAUCUUUCAUCUGAUGGGAAAACAUAUCUUUCUCGUCCAUCUCGAUUCGGAGACUGUGAGUGUAAUAGAUCCUCAGUAUGUUUUUCUCCGUCGACAAUUUACACUUAUCCUCAAAUGAAACCAAUAUUUUCCGUGCCUGGUGUUUAUCACGGAUGUUAUAUAGUUGAUGCACUUUUUCGAUCUACCCUCGAAUGUUUUUAUGAUAAAGAAUGUGUUGAUAAAGUUCAAUCUUAUGUUGAAUCAUCAGUUUCAUUUCGUCCACGAGUAUUAGAUGCAUCAUUAAAAAGUCGAUUUUUAAUUAAUUCAACAAUGGGAGAAAUUAUUCAAGAAUCAAUGAUUGAAGAGUGGAAUUGGACACCUAGAUAUGAAAAUUAUUAUAAUGAAUGUCAACCAAUUGAAUGCACAUAUAGUUAUGAAACAAAAAUUGGUGUUGUUUAUAUCGUAACAGCAACAAUUGGUUUAAUCGGUGGUUUAUUUACUGCUUUGAAAAUUGCUGUACCCAAUUUGGUCAAAUUCAUCGAUUAUUUGAUUAGACGAUGUGCAAUACGAAAAAUGAAUCCGCAAA